Molecule: messenger RNA, 1089 nt
Organism: Fonsecaea multimorphosa CBS 102226
Lineage: Eukaryota; Fungi; Ascomycota; Eurotiomycetes; Chaetothyriales; Herpotrichiellaceae
Exons: 2
Coding region: 1-1089 (362 amino acids)
Biological process (GO): FAD biosynthetic process
Molecular function (GO): FMN adenylyltransferase activity
Source: RefSeq, a predicted model, not a curated record
AUGAGCACUACAUCGCUGCCGCCCAAUGCCCCCAUGGCCAAUGGAACCUUCGCCGCGGUCAAUGGAGAAGCUGAUGUAUCCUCGUCGUCCGCCUCCGCCCACAUCCCUCCUGCCUCCCACUCGUUGCAGGAUGUUUGUGCUCUCGUCCAUGCGCAGGUCUCUUCGUUUCUUUCUGCGGUUCCCGAGGACGAGGUGACCAGGAGUACACAAGAGCAGGCGAGGAUAUCCAUGGGAGUUAUAGAAAAGGCGUUGAAUGAAUAUGAAUUCUCGACUCUUUCCCUCUCCUAUAACGGCGGGAAAGACUGCUUGGUUCUUCUCAUCUUAUACCUCGCCGUCAUCCAUACACAUUUCACGCAGCCCAGCAACAGACGGAAAGAGUUUCCCAAAUCCAUUCCCUCCAUCUAUGCAAAACCACCCGAUCCCUUCCCCGCCGUCUCGGAUUUUGUCGAUUAUUCUGCGCGCCUCUACCACCUCGACCUGACCCAUAUAUCCACCAAUCCCGGUCCGGGAAAGAAACGGAGGUCACAUUCCAAUCCUCCCAUCACGGCUCCUCUGGCAGGGUUAGGACCCGAAAGUGUCACGCCCAACCAGAAGACCACCAACAACUCGUUUCAGAAGCCUUUAGACAAACCAAUCAUCUCGUUCCGCGACGCCUUUGCCCUCUACCUCUCUUCCAACCCGCACAUAAAAGCCAUCUUCGUCGGCACCCGUCGCACCGACCCGCACGGUUCUCACUUGACGCACUUUGACCCUACCGACCACAAUUGGCCGCCGUUCAUGCGCAUCCAUCCGGUGAUUGAUUGGCGUCUUUCGGAAAUCUGGUGCUUCUUGCGCUCCCCGCACCUUCAAGACAUCGGCCGUUAUUUGAAUGGCAGCGCGACUGGCGAUGGGCGAGAUUCAGGGACCGCGGGCACGGCGGCUCCAUUGAGAUACUGUGAAAUGUACGACGCGGGCUAUACAAGUCUAGGGGGCGUCAAUGACACGGUGAAGAAUCCGAAGUUGCGGUACACGGACGAGCAGGGGAAGGAAUGUUAUAAGCCAGCAUACCAAAUGACGGCGGACGAUGGAGAGAGGCUGGGGAGGGAGUGA